GGCUGUCGCCGCGACGAAAACAAGAGCGAGCUUGGGGGGCUUGCGGGUAUGGUAACAAUCACCCACUCUGACAAUGAAGGUUUCAACAGGCUGCCGACCACAGACAUCGCGCAUCCCAUCUCGCAGGACACAACCGAUGCUGGAAAAAGGUUUCGACAAGCACAAACCUGGCAUGGGUGCAUGUUGGAUUCAUCCAGCUAACAAACGAUCCACUAAUCUUUUUUUUUUCAUGGAGUUUCAACUGUGCAAUCGACUGUUACGAGCUUCAAAAUAACAUAUUCCAAAACAUUAAUGUUAUCAUGUUUCACUAUGAAACAUAAUUUAAUUCACUCCACUAAUUCUUUGCUGUUAAUAUAAACCGUAAACAGAGCAUAUACUUUGUAAAUAUCUGACCGGGCAGCUGUGUGGUGAGGUGCAAAAAUUAGCUACCACUAAAAUUAUUGGACUGCGCAUUUCUCUAGGCUUAAUGUGUUUAUGAAUGCUAGUGCUUUACAAUUUUAUAUAUCUGUACAUUGAUGCUAAUAUACAGGUUUCAAAUCUUCCCCGUGCCCUUUGCUUUCAAACCAUAGUCGUGGCUCUAAUAGGUAUUAUAGUUGUAAUGUAUAAUAAAUUACAGAUGUGAGCUAUUUGACAUAUUAACUGUCUUGUCGGAAAAAGAUCCGAAAUAUUAUUGCCAAUAUUAAUUUUAUAUCACAAUUUGAAACUGUAAGGAAAAUACAGGACCUCCAUGGAUAAUACUGAAUUCUGUAAUUAAAAAUGAUUUGAACCAACUUCUUUUUGUAGAAUAUAUAGGUUUUUUCACAGCAUUCAAUGGAAACAUUGUACCUGAUUUGAACACCUUCAAGCUAGUCAAUUCUGAAAUAAAUUACUUUCAUAAAAUUUUUCAUGCCAAAUAUAUUGAAUUUCGAAGUACUCUUUCUAUUGCAAAAUGUAAAAUCACGUACAUACAACGGUUGAAAAAAGCUACGUGAACCUUAACAAUUUAGAUCUCUAAAUGAAACACAAACAUUUAUAUUGGUUAAUCAAAUAGUCAUAAAGUAAGAAACAUUUUUAUAUCUGGAAGUAUUAUCUUGAUAAAUUAAACCUCCAGGUCUAUUUUAAAAAUUACAAUAUUCUGUGAUUUUGAAUUUGCUAUUGUAUAUCCUUUAUGAAUUGUGAACAUGUCUGAAGUGCAAUUCAUUUACAUCAGAGUUGUACAAUUUUGUGUUUUCACAUUGAUCCUCAGAUUAUUUUUCUGGCUUUAUACACCUGCUAUUGUAUCCUCUUUGACAUGGCAUAUAGAAACUCACAAAUUAUUCUUGUAGCUUCUAUUCUAUAGCUUCGUUCUGUAGCGUUUUUUAAUUUCAGGUGUUCCAUUUAGGUUCUUAUUUGUCGUAAAAGUUGCAUCUCCACUGGCUGUGUAAUAAAUAAGUAUUAGCUUAGAAUUACACAAGUCACCGAAUUUUAAAGAAUCUUCCAUUUGGCAAGCUACCUCCAACAUUUCACGAUAAAGACGAGCAGUGCAAACAGAAGUUUGCCAGAUAUUCCAAAAGAUGGAACGACGGUCGAAGCUGGUCGAGUUGAAACAGUACCUCAAGAUGUUAUCUAUGAGGCUAACGAGGUUAUGUGCGAUCCGUCCGUCCUUUAUGCAACUGUUGAGGAAAAAAACUCUCGGCGAUCAGAUGUCAGGAGAGGAGCAAGAGAACUUGAAGAAACUUCUCUGCAAAGUGCACAGAUUGAGCAAGAUUCAAUGUCUCCGUAUACGAGACUGAAGAAUCCUGGAUCUAAGAAUGACGAACACCCUUAUGCCCAGGUGCAAAGUGUUCAAAAGACUGAAGCUACGCAACUAAACAGGAAUAACGUUGGCCAUUUAGUAGAUACUAGUCUUCCAUCGUCUUCGUCGUCGUCGUCAUCAUGUAAUCAUACGAGUGCCAAUCCUAUCGCCCCGCCAAGAGCUCGAAAAUCGUCUUCUCAUAAUUCGUUAAUAAGCUCUGAUCCUCUUCCGGAUAUUCAAGCUGCAACUGCUAUCACUGGUGGAGUUCAUGCCAAUCAAGAUUUACCUUACAUGACGCCACCUAUACUCAUGCCUCUCCCUGAACCACCACAGCUAAAUCAUCACGAGGAGAGGCAACAGCACUUCAGUGGAGAUUCUCACGAUUCCAAGGGUUACACAAGCAUAAGUGUAAGGGAACCCUUAGCAAACAUACUCGCGCAAACAAAAGCUGCACAGCAAGAACGUCAACAACAACGUGGAUUAACUGACCCUCAUUAUGCUACAGUUUCUGAUGAUUCAGAUGAAAUGUAUGCAGCAAUUGAUGAACAAGAGAAGGUAUACACAAGUGGAAGUGAAACCUAUGCUCAAAUACAGCCGAUGGUACUUGAUUCAGUUAGGGUGCAGCAAAAUGAGCAAAUACAUUCAAUGCAGCCAUUGCAUGUGGAUGAUUUGUACGCGUCAGCGCCUCAACCUCCAAGUGUUGAUAGUCUCAGACAUGUGGCACAUGCUCAUUCUAGACAAGCAUCAUCAUCAAGUGCAACCAGUUCAGUUGCUAACCUUGGCUCUCCAAAACCUGAAAAACGUCAAGCAAAUUCUCCACUGCCACCACCACCAGAGACGAUGUCAGACGUUUAUGCAUCUGUUGAGAAACGAGGCUCUAAAGAAGAUCGCUUAAGAGCCAGUAUUGCCUCAGGGAAAUCCUUAGAAGAUAUGUAUGCUAAAGUAAUGAAGAAGAAGCGAGACAUUGAUGAUGAGCAAUUGGAUAUACCAACAAUGAGUAGCAACAACCAUCACGGGGAAAACCCAGUUUUAAAUAGAAAACAUAGCCUUAUUGAAGUCAGUCGAACGUCGUGGUCAAGCCAUGAUUCUAUAGAAUUUCAAAGAAAGGACUUGGAAUUAUCCAAUUUUGCCGUGGGUAAUAGCAGUGCAAAUUUUCCGACUGAGAGUGAAGGAAAUUUGCUAAAUCUUGCAUUAAAACAGAACGAAGCUGACGCAAGUAAGUCUGGUUCAGAUCCAGGUUACGAGGCAGUUAAUGUUAACCGAAAAAGUAGCAUAGUUCGAACUGUCUCAGACAUCGAUCCAAAUUAUGAAGUGUUGCGGCCACAAUUUUCCAGGGUCAGUAAAAAUCUAAAUUCCGUAACGCAGAACAAUGGAAUUGAUGUAGCCCUUAUGUAUUCUUCGCCAUAUAAACACAGGCAAAUCAGUAAUGCAAGCAGCGAGGAUCCUGGCUAUGAAAAAGUUCGGAUGCGGCGCAGAAUUGAUUUGGAUCAAGAUACAGAUUCAGAACCGAAUUAUGAAAGCAUGCCCCAUGACCCUGGGGAGCCAAAUUAUGCCUCUGUCUGUCGGCCAGGUGACAGCGAUACAGACCCCAAUUACGAAUCUGUUAGUCAAAGUGACCCAAAUUACGAAAGUGUCAAGUAUUUGACUGUCAGCCAAAAUGAAGAUCCACCUUACGAGCAAGUGAACAAUUAUAAAAGCAAUAUCAACCUUGACGAUUACGAAAUGGUGCGGAAUAAAAAUGAAGGUGACCCUAACUAUGAAAAAAUAAAAAUGAGCCAUUCAACGAAUCUUGCACAUGAUGGUGAAACCGAUGAUGAGCAAUAUAUUCAUGUCUGAAGGUCAAUGAACGUAUAUGUUGAUAUUCUACCUGCCUUAAGUAUAUACAGACACUCAGAUUGAUUAUGACGCCUUCGAUAUCCCUAGUAAUUUUGAGAGCCAUGGUUUCGAAUGAGCACUGUUGGUACUGCCGGCCGCACGCGUCUGAAUUUGUUCCACUCGCUGCUCGGCUUGAACCGGCAAUGCCUACAGCGCUCAUUUGGAACCGUGCGUUGGCAAAUUAAUUACUAGAGAUCUCGAAGGAGUCAGAAGCAAUCCAAGUGUUUGUUACAUAUAUGCAUGCGAAAUGACCAGUGUGUGUUUGCAAAUUUUUUUUGACAUCACUUGUUCAUUCUAGAAUCUUUGACAAUAUGACUUUUGCUGCCAGACUAAUAUCUAGCGUACAUUACGCAGAUCUUUAUUGCUGGUAGAUUAUAUAACACUGGCGUGCAUAAAAAAAUAUAUAUGAAUAUGUAUAUUUAGUUUAUAAUUAUUUAUUCUCUCGUCCAUUUAUGGCAUAUAAAUAUUUUCUAUCAGAAGUAGAACAUAUUAUCAGCUUUUUUCUCACUCCGAGUAGUGGUUGUUCAUAGUUUAUAUAUUUUUCUACCAGUUUUAGUGCCUAAAUUUCAGUAAUAGGAUUCUUAUUAUUAAAAUGAAAAGCAAUAAAGACAGAUGGACAUCCCAGUAAAUGCAGUUAAAUAGGUGAACCACCAAUUUAAGUCGUCGCACUGCCACUACACACUAUAUUAAUUCGAAAACACAUCAAUCGAAUACUGUACUUCUGAACUAGUGUUAAAAGUAUAGAUAAGUACCAACAGUGAAAAGAUCUUCAUUUUUUUUUUUUACUUUGAGUUUUAUAUUCACUGCUGAAAUUAUGUUUAUUACGAGCAUCCUAUAUCAGUUGGUCUAUUUGUCUGUCACUAUUGCAUUAUUCAGAUUCAUGGUGCCUAUUAUAUUACUUACCUGUACCUUUCGUUACUGAGCUGUCAGUUACGUUCCAUUACACAAAUUGCGCCGAUAAGAAUUGAAACUAUUGUUAAUGACUGAAUUUUGAUAAAGUAUUUAGUUGGUCAUACUGUUCAUUGAAUAAAUAAUGCUUUAUGGAUUUUUUUACACUAUCGAUAGUACAUUCGAUACGCGUUUUUAACAAAUUUGAAUAAAGUUUAUCUUCAUCAUUUCAAGGCAAAAUUUUAUCAAUUGUCUCAGUCUAAACUCCCGUUUACUCAUAAUUCACUACAUCGUUUAAGGCAAAAAGAAAUAUAUUUUCAAGUGUACUUUCUAAUACUUUACAAACUAAUCAUGCUCCAAGUUUAUCACUUACCAAGAUUACUAACCACAAUCAAUUUUAGUACUUGUAUGCUUUUGUUUUUCAUUCGGUAUGUUACGAUACAUACUCAAUUAGACUAAAACCUUUAUGUGUAAUCAACGUAAUACGUGCUAGUGAAGAUAUACGUAUGCUCGCAAGUAAUAGUAACAUCUUUAACAAGCAACUGGUAGCCUUUCAAGUUUUCACAACAUCGUUCCUGGAAAAUAAAUUUAGUGAUUAAAAAAAUAUGGAUUUAUGUCAAAGACGUGCAAUUGUUGGUGCUAGAAAGUAGAUGACUGAAAAUGGUAUGCACAUACAACUAAGGAUAUCCGUAUCGCAAGAAAACUAAGGAAGUGAAUUUGCACCCAAGUAUCACAUGUAAUACAUAGAGAAUAUUUAGGGUUGCUGCAUAGCUGAAUCUCAACGUGGCAAGCAUUCUAUCGUUUUUACAAUACAAUAAAGAAAAGAUUCAAAUAUUUAUACCGAAAAUAUAGUUUUAUCGAUUCAUUACCUUCAUCAAUGUAAUUGUUUUUUUUAUACAUUAUUCAUCUAAUUCCAAACUGACAGACGUGCAUUUUCUCUGAAAUAUAUUCGUCUAAUUGAUCACAAAGUAUCGAGCAAGUCGCUGUGUCAACGGCAUCAGAUAACCAGUCAUGAAAUCGACUCAAAGACAGAAAUCGCGGCUUAGAUAAAACGAUUGCGAAUUGUUCAGUUCAUUGCGACAAUUAGUUUGUAAGGUUUUCGCUUCUGGUUUCUGUAAUUAUAUUUUGAAAAAGCUUAGUAAUUAGACUGAUCCUGUGAGUGAGAUUAUAAUAAGUUUGUGCAUGAAGGGUGAAUUUUAAAUUCCUACAAAUAAUACACAGGUUUGAAACUGGUUUGAUUAAAAAAAUGUAUUAUUCUCAUUACUGAGAACUCGAUUUAUAGACACCACAAUGACAAUUCGCGUUUUAUGGCCUCUACGUGGAUUAACAAUGUAAAUGCUAUAGCUAUCACUUAUAUUAGUUAUAUUAUCUUUAUGUGUUUAUGUUUUUAUAUAAUAGGGUUUUAUUUUUGCAACUCAUUUGUGAACUGCGCUCCAUUAUAUUAAUAAAUCAUAAAUGAAGGUUGAACCAGAAUAUCUUCGAAGAACUGAUCUGGUUCGAGAGAGUUUUCUCGAAGUGACAUUCACUUAUUUCGUUUCUGUAGACUUGCACUUGAGAAGAGUAGUUGACAGGGGUCAAAUUCAAAUGCACCAUUUGUUAAAAAAUGCACUCGCGUUAGUGGCCAUAGUUCUUUGAAAAUAAUUCCAUCAACAUUGUUUGCCUCUCAAUGCACUGUGUACUGUUCCAAAUUAAAUGUGAACAGUCGAUUGAUGGGCACAGUUUCAUUAUGUUACUUAUGUUGGAUUGAUAUAUGUAACAACAAUUGUAGUGUGUACUACAGAUGCCUGAUUGUUACAUGUGUUGUUAUAGCGAAGGAUCAAACCUAGAAUAUAUUAAGCCUUUGCUCAUGGUCAAAAAGUGCUUAGGCAGAGUUUCUUCGACAAAGUGCUUGUUCCAGUUACAUUGUUAUACCUUUUAUCUUGAGGUCUGUUUGAUGUUCACCUUUGUAUAAAUUCUUUUGCCGAACAGUGAAUAUUUAAUAGUAAGUUCCACAUACCAUUAACUGCAGUCAAUGCCAAUAUUCGCCUGAGUCGUUUUUGAACGAUAUUUUGAUCAAUAUUAAUUUCGGGAUCGACGUUAUAAAAAUAUUUGUGAACCAAUUAUUUUUCUUCUCGCUAAAGCAGUGAAUCUGUAAUGCAAGAAUUACAGGCAUUUAUUAUACCAAACUCUAUCAGAAAGUUUUUCAAUUUGAUGAUUGGUUCAUAUUUUUUGAGCAAUCAUAUGCUGUUGUUCUUUAUGCGUAAUUUUUUCUUUCAAAUCUCCCUAACAUCAAUAUCGUAUUUGCAUUUUCAUAAUUAAAAACUAUGAAUAGUCUUUAACGUUGUAGAAUAAAUAAUCGACACUAUUGCAAUUAGAAGAAAAUAAAGAAAUAAUGAGCUAAUUACCACAUCAAAAUCGAAAUGACCAGAUAAUUUGAAAAAUGUAGUUUUUCUACACUUACUGUCAUUUGUAGAUGUGCUAAAUACAAGCUCAGUAUAAUCCCCUUAUGUUAUCUUGCUGCAUUUUGCAUUCAUGAGAACCCGAGGAAAAUAUUUUACUCUAUUGUUGUAAUCAGUUAUUAUUCAAGUUGAUUUGUGCGGUAUUAUUUAGGCAGUACUAACACGGAUGUUGCAUUUGAAUUCCUAUGUUUCAAAGUAUACGUGUAUUUAGCUGGUACAGAUUUUAGAUUGGCAUCGUGCAAGAUUAUUUCUAAAAUAAUUUAUUCCAUGUGACGUGUAAUAAUUAUACCUUUCAAUUGAUGUGCUUCCUCGUCUCAUUUGCUUAUAUUACAUUUUGAGCAAGAAAAGCAUUGUAUAUGAAUGUGAUUUGGGAACAGCUGCUGUUGUUUUCAAUUCUCAUACACUAUUCAAUGUCAAAACUGAACUUAACGAAAUUAUGUUAUUGUAUUUUUGGUUUUCUCAUGUGAUGGAUCGCGUGAUCUAGAACUCAUAACUUGUUGAACUCAAAAUAAGAAUUCUGUUAUUAACCUGCACGUUAUAAGAUUGCUUUGUUCCGAAUUUCGACUCACGUUUACUUUACACAUAUUUCAUUUUUAUGUCCAGUGUAUAUACACGUGUAUUGUGUGAUUUAAUUAUCAUAGUUUAGAAUAUUCUUUGGUAUAGCUCCGAUGGCAGCAUUUAUCGUGAAAUAUAUAUUUACGUGUAAUAACUAUAAAAUUCUAAACAUCCUAACUUUAAACUUUAAAGAAUUGGUAAUUAUCGUUUUUUAUGCAUGAAACUGUUUCCAUGUAUUCACAAGCAGGCAACUAGAAUCCUUCAAAGGUAACACAAAUAAUACAGUCUUUUGAGAAAGAAAUAUUCUGAUACUUGGAUGAAUUAUAGACACUCACAAUGAUCAAACUUUCGUAGAUCGUAUUACCAGAAUUUUAUAUAAUAGCAAUUUCGUAAUAUGAAUGGUUAAUGUCCGUUGCCAACGAAAAUUUCUACUAUUAUUAUCAAUAGAAUAAGCGAAUCGAUUGGAAAACACGUUAAAAGCUGGAGUCUUACAUCCAAUCUUAAUGUAUUUAAAUAGUAUACAGUUUACAGUAUACAAAGAAAUGCAUUUCGUGUGUAAAAGUAACAAAAUGGCUUAUUGUAUUGUGAAUACGUAAUGAUCUCUAUCGAUUAAACACACACACAAAAAUAUAUUAACAAGCGAAAUAUUUGUACAUUCAUGACUCGGACUGAUUAUUUUGUUUUCGAAUAUCAUUUUAAUCGAAAUUAGAAAAUUAUUACAUCCGGACAGAGACAAAUAUUGGUGGUUUUGUCUCAGUAUGACGUAUGUAUAACUGACGCUCGUACAAUUAAAUUAGUGAGUGACGGUAUUUAUGCUUUUGUAGACCUUUGGCUUCUACACCGUUAUAUUUGAACCAGCACAUAUGCUUAUAAAUAGUUAGUUUUACUCUGACGCUACUUAAAGAAUUGCAGGAUGUGUGGCAUUAUAGUAAUUAUAGUUCAACGAUAAACGAAGAAUUAA
Messenger RNA from Neodiprion fabricii, 8470 nucleotides. RefSeq lists its product as uncharacterized. Lineage: Eukaryota; Metazoa; Arthropoda; Insecta; Hymenoptera; Diprionidae. Bases 1604 to 3589 code for a protein of 661 amino acids. The record is from RefSeq and is a predicted model, not a curated record. The transcript is spliced from 9 exons.